AUGUCUCGCACCACCCGGCCGCGAAUCCCACAUUUCUCCGCAAUCAUCCAAAUCGCGCUCCGUCUAGCGAGCCUAGGCAUCGCCAUCGCCGCCCUCGUAAUCCUAAUCGAAUUAGCCAUCAAAUACCCUGAUGCGAACAAUCACCAAGGCAAAACAUUUGGAGGGGCUAUUUCUACGGCCGUGCUCGCAAUCCUCAUGAAUCUCGUCGAACUCAUCCCCCUCUCAGAUCCAACCCACAAGAUCGAGCGACCGCACACUUGCCUCGUUGGCUUUGGGGACGUGGUCGUCCUCGGUGUUGGGAUUUAUGCGAUAUUCGAGAUCAUUUUCAGUGACUAUAGUCUUGGAGAUGCGCCGGUGGGGUAUCCGAGGCCAUGGCGGAGUAAACAGGAUCUCGCGUUUGAUCUGGUGAUUGGUCUGGUGGUUGCGACUUUCUGGGUUUUGAUACUUGACUGCGUGGGGGGAUGUCGACAAUCAAGAAAGUCGAAAAGGGAGAAGGCUGAGGCCAAGAUGUCGUCUCUUCCUACAGCUUCCGAGGAAGUGAAAUAG
Messenger RNA from Penicillium riverlandense, 546 nucleotides. RefSeq lists its product as uncharacterized. Bases 1 to 546 code for a protein of 181 amino acids. NCBI's taxonomy places the organism in Eukaryota, Fungi, Ascomycota, Eurotiomycetes, Eurotiales, Aspergillaceae. The record is from RefSeq and is a predicted model, not a curated record. The transcript is spliced from 3 exons.